UGUGGAAAUGACCAAAAAUGGUCCCUUGCCAGAUAAAGGGUUAAACAUUAGAAUGACACAAACUCAACCUGUUCGGUAAAGUUUGGAUCCGAGGAAACCCUGAAAUCUUCAGUGAAUGAAGCCUUCAGAGGAAACUCCACUAGUAACUCAAACAGGAAGUGAAUACCUGGGUGUGAAACCUAUUGAUCCACAUUCUGUCAAACAGUUUUGAUUGUGAAAUGUUUGGUUCCUCAGAUUAGAGAAUAGAGUCUUGGAGUGAACUCUUUCCAGACUCUUCAGUCCAAAGCUGCUCAGCCUGUUUUCCAUUCUAUUCCAGAAGGUUCUUAGGUGGAAACGGUCCACAGUGGAGCUCAGUGGAAGCGGUCCAGUCACACCUGUGUGCUUCUGAAGCCUGGGUACCUUCAGUCCCGAGGACAUUCAACUACAACUGUGGACUUUGUGCAGGAAGAUGAAAGUGUUGGUGGUGGUUGGGAUCCUCAUCCACGUUUCCCAGCAUGCAUUGGCUGUAGUGGUGCAGGCGUAUGAGGGGAUGGAGUCGGUCCUGCUGCCCUGCCAGUAUUCUGGCUUGUUACCAGACGUUCCUUCAGUGGUUUGGAGACGCUCUGGUCUCAAUGAAACAGUCAUUCACCUGAUUAAAGACGAUGUCAAAGAGGAAUACCGUUACAGUGAGCACACGUCAAUGAAGACCAACGCUCUGGACUCUGGAGACUUCAGCCUCACUCUGAAGAAACCACAACAGUCUGACAGCAGCAGCUACACCUGUAACCUCCAAUGGGAAGACAGGGGGAAGAAGACUAAAGAAUGGAGACUGACACAAGUACAGCUGCAGGUCAAAGAUGACCAGGAGAAGGUGGAGGUCCUGCAGGGGGCGGAGUCUAUCCAGCUGCCUUGUAAAGCCUCAGCCAAUCUGCCUGAAGACACCACAGUGGACUGGACUCACUUUGUUCCACAACUGAUGGUGGUUCAUGUGUACCGGAAUAAAACUGAUGAUCUUCAAACACAGGACAGGUAUUACUGUGGCCGCACAGAGAUGAACAGAGACAUGAGUCUGACUCUGAAAUACCUCAGAGACAGAGACGAAGGUGUGUAUAUCUGCACCGUCUACAGGGAAGGAGACAUCCUGAGGUCUAAAGUCCUGCUCCAGAUGGUCGAAGGUUUUCCAGCCUGGGCCAGAGCUCUCCUGGUUGUCUUUGCUGUUCUUCUUCUAAUCCUUCUUGGACUUUUAUUUAUUUUUCGAGGGUAUUUUCUGUCAGUCCAACAGGUGAAGGUGGAUUCAGGGGAGGAGUCUGUCCUGCUGCCAUGUAAAACUAUAGCUCACCUGAUAAAGAACUCCAGACAGAUCAGCGUUAUGUGGAGGGACUUAGACAACGAUAGGCUCAUUGUGCAAAAGUACGGCUCUGGAGAACCUGAUAAACAGGACCAGGAUUACACAGACAGAACAGAGAUGAAGACACACUGUCUGAGAACUGGAGACUUCAGUUUAACCCUGAAAAACCCAACGGCCCGGGACACCAACAGCUAUGUAUGCAUCAUCUACAACAAAAACAAGGUCCUAAAGGAAAAACAAGUGGUGCUGGAGGUCAAAGUCCAACAGGUGGAGGUGGAGGAGGGGGAGGAGUUUGUCCUGCUGCCCUGGAAAACCACAUUACAUAUAGAGAACGCCAGUCAGCUCGCAGUGGAGUGGACGAACUAUGAAAACAGGAAGGUGCAUGUGUAUGAGGACGGCUCUGACAGAACUAAUAAACAGGACAAUGAAUACCAAAACAGAACAGAGAUGAAAGCAGACCGACUGAGAACUGGAGACCUCAGUCUGACCCUGAAACACCCCACAGACCACGAUACUAACAUCUACACCUGCACCGUCUACAACAGAGACAAGCAGAUCCUGAGGAGGAAACAAAUGCAUCUGAAGGUCAAAGUCCAACAGGUGGAGGUGGAUUCAGAGAAGGAGUCUGUCCUGCUGCCCUGGAAAACCACAGUCUUCGUCAGUCAGGUCACAGUGGAGUGGACAGUCUAUAACAGGAAGGUCCAUGUGUAUGAGGACGGCUCUGACAGAACUAAUGAACAGCACAAUAUAUACAGAAACAGAACAGAGAUGAAAGAAGACCCACUGAGAACUGGAGACCUCAGUCUGACCCUGAAACACCCCACAGACCACGACACUAAGAUCUACACCUGCACCGUCUACAACAGAGACGAGCAGAUCCUGAGGAGGAAACGAGUGCGUCUGGAGGUCAAAGUUCAACAGGUGGAGGUGGAGGAGGGGGCAGGGUCAGCCCUGCUGCCCUUCAGAACGACCCCUGACCUGCCUCAGGACGCCAGAGUGGAGUGGACGUACUAUACUCCUGACCAGGAAUACAUAUGUGUCCAUGUGUAUGAGAAGGAGUCAGCUCAACUUGGUGAACAGGACGAUAGAUACAAAAACAGAACAAAGAUGAAUGAAGACCCAUGGACGACUGGAGACUGCAGUCUGACCCUGAAUGACCUCCAACAGGACAACUCUGGAAGAUAUGUAUGUGAAGUCAUCAGACAUGGAGUCCUCCUGAGAAUGAAAACAGUGGUGCUGAAGGUCAAAGGUCAGAGUUCAGUUGCAGGACAGAGGUCAGGUGUGUCUCUGUGCUGUGUCUCAUCUGCAGACAGAUCUCAGAUCACAUAUCAGUUUCCUCCAGUAAGAGAAGAUGCAGAAGCUGAAGCAGCUGUUUGAUUGUUCUGUUGUGUGUGUGUUUCUAUUUAUCAAGUCCAACUACAAAACUGAGGCUUGAUCUUAUUCCUCUUGAACAUAUGAAACAGGUAAAUACAAUAGAAACGUACACACUUUAAAGCACUCAAACUGUGCUUUUACACUCUUCAUUAUUGUAUUUCUUGUGUUUGUUGCUCUGUGAUGACAGUCUGUCCUCCAAACCAAAGAAAAUGCAAACAAUCAAAUCCAAACCACUGCAGCAAAAUCCAGCAAAUGAACACUGUCAAAGAGGAUGGAUUUCACAACAGGAUGAUGAUGUGAACUCUAUCUGUAAAUCCACCAUGGACAACCUCGGAGACUCCAGCUGAAGGUUUUGAACGCACCUCACAGUCCCAGACUGGAACAUCAGUGAAAAUCUGUGGGUAGGUCUGUCACAGGGGGAUUUAAUGUGGCCAAAGCUUCAGAUAUAUUUAGUUAUAGUUGGUGUCCAUUUUGGUUUCCCUGUUUUGUUUAAUGGUUUGGCCAAGUAACUACAGGGUGUCCCAUAAGUCUCCAUAGAUAGGAAAAAUAAAUGUUUCUUGACAUAAACCAUUUUUAUUUAUAUAAUAUGCUCUAUAUGACUGCCAUUUUGUCGGGAACACAUUUCAAUGCGUGUCCUCCACUGCUGAAGAACUAUAAAGAAGAAAUAUAAAGAAAUACAUGUUAGAACUGUGGGAACCUGAGUAAUUAAUGUCAAUGUUAACGAACACUGGUCACCCCCCAUUAUUAUUUUGUUUAAUUGUUUUAUUAUUUACAGUAGCAGCUAUCAUAUGUUAGGCAUAUUUUUGGGCACGCUAAUAUAGUUUGAUACAGGCAUCGUGGGGGCGGUGGUCCGGAGGGGGUCCUCAGGUGGAACAGGAAGAGAAUCAUGGGGAGUUAGCAGAAAAAAAUGUCUGAAGUGUAUGUGUAAUGUGCUGCACGGAAAUAAGUAAAACUUUUUGGGAAAAACUCAUGCACACCUGGAACUCAGUUUGUGUCCGAGUGUGCAACAGAACCAUAUAUGUAUGGAAUGUAUUAUGUCUCCUAUGUAUGGAGACUUAUGGGACACCCUGUAUAUAUGCUCCCCCUGUGUCUCCUUUUGGUGGGUCCGUUUUUGUCGGUUUGUUUGAUGCAUCAGUGCUUUUUCUCAGCCCUAGUUGCUAUUAUUUUUGUGCAAAGUUGUGUUAUGUGUACCUCUUUUAUAUACUUAAUUGUUAAAACUAUCAUUUAUAACAAUUUAUUAAAUAAUUUUGGGUGAAUAAAACCCACA
Sphaeramia orbicularis (orbiculate cardinalfish) is the source of this 3968-nucleotide messenger RNA. RefSeq lists its product as uncharacterized. Bases 449 to 2704 code for a protein of 751 amino acids. Gene Ontology annotation, biological process: negative regulation of T cell proliferation; immune response; cell surface receptor signaling pathway. Gene Ontology annotation, cellular component: external side of plasma membrane. The record is from RefSeq and is a predicted model, not a curated record. Lineage: Eukaryota; Metazoa; Chordata; Actinopteri; Kurtiformes; Apogonidae. The transcript is spliced from 8 exons.